This is a messenger RNA of Ooceraea biroi (clonal raider ant), 2538 nucleotides long. RefSeq names its product Bardet-Biedl syndrome 5 protein (gene BBS5). Lineage: Eukaryota; Metazoa; Arthropoda; Insecta; Hymenoptera; Formicidae. Gene Ontology annotation, molecular function: phosphatidylinositol-3-phosphate binding. The record is from RefSeq and is a predicted model, not a curated record. Gene Ontology annotation, cellular component: BBSome; ciliary basal body. Gene Ontology annotation, biological process: intracellular transport; cilium assembly.
ACGUUGCGCUUUAUAUCGUUAAUAUUCAUUAUUGUGCGUUACAGUGACAUGUGGUGUGUGCAGCAAUAUCACAAAAAUCUCCGGCCACUAUAAUUAGAGUGUAAUAUCAUAUGUGAGACUUAGUCAGUUAGCAUCUUUUCUGUCCAAAUCAGCCCAAUUUCUAGGCUGAUUUUGAGGUUACGUAUUGGUUGUUCCGUUUCAGGCUUAGCGGCCGGAUAUUUUUACAAGUAUGCUGAAUUAAUCACGAGUAUCACCUUGUGCAUAUGUGUUUUUAUUUCCAUACAGAGCGCAACGUAAAUGUGCAUGAUUUCUCGCCUCUAACGUCAUAAACAAAGAUGGCCGCGGCGAGGACACAGCAGCCUUAAAUAUAAAUAUAUUUAUUCUUGAAAUAAAAACAUAUUAUAAAAGGCUAGCUGUUAACUUUAAAUGUGAUUUGUUUUGUCCUGUAUUAAAAUACGCGCUUUUUAUAUUAACCAAGUGAAAUAUAUGAUAAAACCAUAUUUAUUGUUGCAUUAAUGUUAUGUAACAAGAACAUAUUUUAUAUAUACAGAGUGUAACAGAAUAUGCGUGGACAUAACUUCAUUGGUGGAUUUACUAAAAUAAGGACACGUACUGAAAUAAGAAGAAAAGUUUAUAUAAAAAUCAGAAGAAAUAAGAAGAAAAAUUUAUAUAAAUUGUCCUGAAUCUAGCAGUGAAGUUAUGCCUACGUGUUCUGUUACACUCUGUAUAAUGCAUAAUAUUUAAAAGUCCCAAUAUUGUUUUUGUGUGCAGUAAUAUGCAAUUGCGAGCCGGUGAGCUUGCCGUUGAUAAGCUUGAUAUGAUAGAAGACACAAAAGGCAAUGCAGGAGACCUAGGACGGUUGAUUGUUACAAACUUGAGAAUCAUAUGGCAUUCUUUGUCUUUACCGCGUAUCAAUUUAAGUAUAGGGUACAAUACAUUCAUAACUGCAAACACGAAACUUCUUCAUACGAUUUAUGGUGGAUAUAUACAAGCUCUCCAUAUAUUGACGUCAUUUCGAAAUUGUCGAUACGAAUUUAUAUUUACAAAUCACGAUGUCAAAAGUACGAGACACUACACCUCGGUCAUAGGUGUUUACAGAGCUUACGUGUCGUCGAAGAUAUACAGAGAAAUUAAAUUGAGAAGUGGAAUUAUCCAUGAGAAUCAACUGACCUUGUUACCUCAGGAAAAAGUGCAUUCUUCUGUGCAAGAUGUUUGGAACUUAUCCAUUGAACAGGGAAAUAUCGGAACUUUUAUUAUAACAAAUAUACGUUUGGUGUGGUACGCAGAUGUGAAUCAUCAGUUCAAUGUUUCGAUACCUUAUCUUACAAUUGGAAACAUUACUAUUAGAACAUCGAAAUUUGGACCGACUUUGGUAAUUUUAAGUACAGAGGUCAGUGGAGGAUACGUUUUAGGUUUCCGUGUUAAUCCUUUACAGCAGUUACACAUUACUCACAAAGAAAUUUCGAUACUUCGUUCGGAAUUCGAAAAAUUUCCUAUUUUUGGCGUAGAAUACACGUUUGAACACGAGGCACCUGUACAACAGGAGAUUAAUGUCGAACAUUUCACUGAGAUACAAGAUAAUCAAGCUGAAAUAUCAAAUAUGUUCGGUUAUUAUUUCUCUGAGGGAGAGACAGGUCAGAGAAAGCCUAAUUUUUCGAUUAACUUCGGACUCGCAGCAGAGGAACCAAGGGAAGGCAGUACGUUGCAGAGUUUAUGGGAACUUGUGCCACCAUCUGCUAAUUAAUUAAUUUUCGAAGACGUACACAGUUUAUUCAGAAAAAAAGGGGAGAUUUUAGCAUUUUAUUAUAAACUGUGUCCACUGCAUAUUUAUACUUAUACUGCGAAAGCAUCAUUUAGUAACUAUAUAUAAAUUAUUAUAAAAUUUCUGAAAUCAAGGGAUACAUUCACAACGGAUGUUAAUAUUUAUAAAUCAAUAAUUUCUGGCGCAUCUUAUCGCAAAAAUGCAAUGGAAUAAAACUGAAUAUCAAUUCUUGUUUUAAAGUCUUUCUCAAAAAACUUUUAUGACAAAACUGUACAUAUGAAGCUUCUAGCAACCAUUACUUACAAGAGAAUCUCGCAAAACCGAAAAUUCUGAUUUUAUAAUAAUAAAACUUGACACAACUUGUAAAUUGUAAAACGUAAAGGCAGGAAAUUGUAAAAAACGAGAGUAAAUAUUUUGAUGACUGAAUUGUAUUGCAUAUAAUUAUAAUCCGUUAUGAACAUACGAAUGCAUAUAUGGAAUAAAAAUAUAUUAACUUUAAGAAAUUAUAACACAAUCGAUACUUUUCCAUAUCAGGAGUAAAGUUUUGAAAAUAAUUGUUAUUAAGAUAAAUGGCGUAGUUAAACAAUUUUGUAUAAAACAUUUUCGAUAUUUCGUAUAGUUUACAUGACAUAUCGAAAAAAAGACAAAAGCUUUUGUACCUUUGAUGGAUGAUUUUAUCUCUUAUUAUUUUUCAGCAACAACUAAACAUUUGUAAAUUUACCUAUUUAUCUACAAUCUACAUUUAUGCCAAGUUUGAUUAAAAUUCACUAAAUAUU